This is a messenger RNA of Triticum aestivum (bread wheat), 6024 nucleotides long. RefSeq lists its product as uncharacterized. The coding region runs from base 4282 to 5778 and encodes 498 amino acids. The transcript is spliced from 2 exons. The record is from RefSeq and is a predicted model, not a curated record. NCBI's taxonomy places the organism in Eukaryota, Viridiplantae, Streptophyta, Magnoliopsida, Poales, Poaceae.
UGCGAUAAGUGGCUCGAUGGCGUUUCUCUGGACAUCGCACCAUAUAUCAUCGGCCUGGACACCCCCUCUACUAGCGCGCAGAACGAUGGCUGAGGUGUUGCUUGAUUCUGCUUGGUUAAAAGACAUAUGGGGCCCCUUAACAUCGGCGCUUAUCUUCAAUUACUCGAGCUCUAGGAAAGACUUUGCUCUUCACCCAGAGCAUGAUGAUAGCCGGUCAUGGUCGUGGGAGGCUAGUGGUAGUUUCUAGGUCAAGUCCUACGUGGCACACUUUGUCACUUCUUUAUGAUCAGCUUCGAUGAGGCCAUUUGGAAGGCUCCUGAGAAUCUGGAAGGCUCCUGAGAAUCUGGACAACUGAUCAAGGUCUCCCACAUAACGAACUAUGUGCCAUGUGCAGUGUUGUGCCUGAGGACGGCAGUCAUCUCUUUCCCGGCUGUGCCGUUGCCAGACUGCCAGUAUAACUUUGAAACACCAUCCUCCAAUAGGCUAACUUGCCGUCCCAACCAUGGAUCAGGACCUUGUGUUCUGGGGGAUCACUGCUAGGGAAGCUUACCACGGUAAGGACCGGAAGAGGCUUGUUUGUCUCUGUAUCUUGGGGUCUGGACCAUAUGGAGAGAAAGGAAUGCUCUUGUUUUUGACAUCAAGGUUACUCCCAUCGUUCAGGUUGUGAAUAAGCUUACCGCAGAUGUAGAGUUGUGGCUAGGAAAGAUUUAGGUUGUUUUCUUUUCUUUCCCUUCAUCUGGCCUUUGGCUGUUCUAUGUCUUUCUGGUCUGGUCGUUGGCCGUGUUCUUGUUGUUCUGUAUUUGACUUUGAUCGGUUUUCUUCUGCUACAAAGUUCACAUAUAGUUCUCUUGCAUGGUUGAAAAAAAAUUAGGGGCUGUUUGGUUGCCACCCUGAGCUAUGUGCCUGAGAAUAUUCCUUGCCUGAAAGAAACCUGAGGGUGUUUCACAAAUUGCCUAACCAGGCAGACGCAAAAUCUCAGGCGGUGUUUGGUUGGUGUCCUGAAAGUACGCCUGUGUGGGUAGAUGCUCCAGGCAGUGUUUGGCUACAUUUUUGCCUGGGUUACACUCUGCCACUUGUUGGUCUCGUAUUGAAGGGAUAAAUUAAUGAUCAGAUAAAAUCAGGCAUAACCAGAUCAAAUUAUCAUUACACUUAAGGUUUCAGUUUACAUAAUAAUUUUGAGAACACAAAAGUCUACUACCACUCGUCUAGUGCUAACAUGUCCAAAAGUCACGUUCCCUAUCAGAUCAGUAAUUAGAUUGUUUCAACACAAUAGUACCUGAUUUAGCACACGAUCUGGACAAAGGUGCUAGAAAAGCAAGGAAUCGUAGCAGGCAAAAUUGCAGCCAACCACCUUGUCCAGGGCACGACCAAGAGGGCAACGUUAUCAGAUCCAAAACAUCUUGGAGCAGCUCUCCUCCGGAUCUAGACGUUGGAGUAGUUUCCCUCCGGCAGUCCCCACCUUGAUGGAUUGAUUUUUUUCGAUUUCUCUCCUCCGUAGGAACCCUAAGGAAAGGGGAAAAGUGAGAGGGAGAGUGGAGAAGUGAGAGAGAAAGGGUAAUUUUACUCAGGCAUGGUGCGUGGGAUUGCAGCGAUUCUCAGGCCUCCGAUUUUCUAGGCCUGAGUCAGGCACGGUUCGACAGGCAGGUUCGUCAGGUCAAAUAUCUCAGGUAGGCAACCAAACAGACCUCAGGCAGGUUACAGGCUGGUGCUCAGGCCAGGCAACUUGUGUCAGGGUGGCAACCAAACAGCCCCUUAAAGCCUGUGCCAGGCUCGUGUAAUCUUGUUUCCUUGCCUUUUCAUUGCGGGAUAUUUUGUAAUCUAGAGACUACUAUUGCUGCUACUUUAUUGCUAGAUCACUAGUUGAGAUUUAGUAGAGUAACGAAAUUAUUGAUCUACUAGUUUAUGUUUACACUCAUAACAAUGAGUAAUCUGCCAUGGUUGCUUAACUAAUUUCUAGAGGAAGGGAGAGACGGCAGCAGGUGAUUCCUAGUCUGUCAAGACCGAAAAGGGGCAGAGAGUGGCAUUGUUGCAUCAAAUGUUGUAACAAUGAGCAGAUGAAAUUUGGUGAUUGUAGGACUAGGAACUUGCUACUGGUGUUGCUCAGCAGUCUAUGACAACGAGUUUGUUCCAGAUGGCGGUGAGGUGGCCUUUGUUCCUUUUUGAAAGUAAGAGUUUUGUUGUUUUAGUUCUCUUGUAUAUGUGCAUUAAUUGGACCGUAAAUUACUCCAUUGAGAUAAUUACCUUUUAAUGAUACGAAUGAUGUCUUUACAUCGCAGUAGUUACUUAUUGUUUUCUUUUCCAUCUUGACCAUAAUUUUUCAUAAAGUAUAAACAUACAACUGAUUGAUCUAGCCUCAUUAUGGUGUAUCAUGAGGCCAAGAGAGCAUGUAGAGUGACAAAAAGCAUCUAGUCUUUCCUUAUAAAACAAGACGUACCACUAAAACUUAUGAAGUACUCCCUCCGUUCCGAUUUACUCGUCGUGGUUUUAGUUCAAAUUUGAACUAAAACCACGACGAGUAAAUGGGAACGGAGGGAGUACAAUACACUCUUAAUCCCGUCAUUUUAUUUGUGUAUUAAUGAGUGUAUCUUAAUGUACAAAUAAAACGAUAAAAUUAGGGAGUGUAUCUUACUUUAUAGGUUUCAGUCAUAGUUCUCUUUUUAUAAUGAAAGCAUGAGCGCUUUCUUUGCUCAAUCUCCAUGCUCUCCGGCCUCAUCAUCUGCCAUAAUGAGGUUAGAUCAAAGUUGUACACUUGUACUUACAAAAGUUAUGAAUUUAGGAUCAGAUGAAAAAAAGGAACUAUUGUGACGAUGUAAAGACAUUUUUUUCAUGAAAAGUUAUGCUUGUAGUUGUGCCAAAUUUUGCUCCAAUUAAUGUGUACACAAGAGAACCAAAAAAAACAAACACACUUACCCAAUGGCGGAGCCAGGAAUAUAGUAUGAGGAGGGCCAAGUGUAGUAAAUCCUUGCUAGGGAGGGCCAGCUCAUAAGAAUACACCAGGUAAAUCAUCCACUUAUUGAUCUUGCCUUGUUGUGGCGGAUCAUGAGGCCAGAGAGCGUAUAGUGUCCAAAAAGGCAUCUAGUCUUUCAUUAUAAAACUAGAACUAUCACUGAAACUUAUAUGAAGUAAAAUACACUACUUAACACUACUAACACCAAAAAGUAUUUCCAUACAGCUAUUUUCUAGAUAAAAUAGCUACCGCGAAGAUAGAUUGGUUUUGCUUCUGAAUCAAUGUGUUGUGUAAUUAUGAAUGCCUCUUUUAUUUGCCAGGUUCCUGAGAUCCUGUAUAGGUCUCUUGAUGUGAACCUUGUGAUUGGAAUGUCUUUCAAGGUCUGACCUUAUAUAGACUUUUGUUUAAACUGAUCGAUUUUUUGGAUGAACAUUACGAUUUCGCAACCAUUUGCCCAUUUUUAUCUAUGACUUGCUAGUUUUUUUUAAGGUGCUAGAUUUGAUAGUCACUCUUUGUGGAGAUGAAUCAUAUGAGCAGCUAGAUGUUGUCAUGUAAUGUUCCAUAUGGUGAAGAGGAGACUGGUAAAGUACGUGCUAGGAGGUACUGUAUGUACAUAGUGAGUCAGUUGAAAAGCAGUGGCGGAUCUAUGAUCUCAAAACACUCUGGGGGUGCUGCGGUUAAUUUUUUUAAUGUAAUUUGGUCUAAAUGUAUCAUAGCUCCAAGUUAGCAUUAAGAUGUUAGAUAAGUAUUGUUAGGUAAGGUUUCUUUGCGCAACCCUUACAUUUCCAUGUCAUGUUUGUGUUGUUUCCUUCAAUUUCCCUUUUAUAUAGUUAUAUCUGAUGGAUAAGUCGGUGUACUAGGGUCCUUGUGGGGCUGCAGCACAUGGUCCUUGUGGCAGUUAGGAGGAUAAAGUCCUGGACCAUCAAGUACUGGCUGUUAGAAUAGAGUUCUGUUCUUGACCAUCAAGGACUGUCCGUUAGCAUCUUAGACUGGCAUCUUGGCAGCAUCUUAGCAUAUGCCUUGGCUGGCUAGCAGCCUAUAAAUAUGUAUCCCCAACCCCUCGGGUUGGUAUGGCAUUGUGUGAGAAAUAAACCAACGAAAAUUGUCCCAACUCUCCUAGUGUCAUCCACAACUAUCAAUGCUCAGGCUGAAAGGUCUAACAAGUGGUAUCAGAGCCACGUUAACCUGUACCCUGAGCAUUUCCUGUGAGCAGCCCAAGUCGAUAGUAGCAGCUGCUCUGUCUGCCUCUGGUUACCUUCCUCCCUCCGGACUGUCGAGCAGCAGCUCGUCUUCAUCAGCCUCCUCUUCACGCAACAGCCCCCCUGCAGCGAGCCAUGUCUGCAGGUCGCUCUCAGCACACGGCUACCUCGAGCAUGCGGCGCCGGCAGGAGGCCGAGCGCGCCGUGGCAGAGGAGCGUGAGCGAGCGGCUGUAGCAGCAGCUGCUGCAGUGGCAAGAGUGUCGAGGCUGGCUGCAGCGGAGCUGGCAGCAGCCAGAGCGGAGGUAGAAGCAGCCAGGGCGGAGGUAGAAGCAGCAGCAGCAGCAGAAGCAGCCCGUGAGGCUACGGCGGAUGCCAAGGCACUCCGCGGCAGCCCUGAUAGCUCCAGCAGCUCCGCGCCUGCGGACGACGGCGCCGACGCAGAUCGCGCCAAAGUGGCGCAGGAGCAAACGGCGCAGUGGGCAGCCGAGCACGCCCGCGCUCCAGGUGGAGGCGCGCACCACGACGGCGGCUGCAACGACCAGGAUCGCGGCCUCUACGAGGUACGGACUGUGGUUAGGGAUGUUGGUUCCAGUGUUGGGUGGCCUACCCUCACUAAAACCAACUACGUCGAGUGGGCCGGGAUCAUGAAGGUCAGGCUCCAGGUGCGGCGCAUGUGGGAGGCAGUCCAGGACAGCAACGUCGACCACCUAGAGGAUCGACGGGCACUGGACGCCCUCAUCGCCGCAGUCCCGCCCGAGAUGCAGUUCUCGCUUUCCAACAAGCGGACUGCCAAGGAGGCUUGGGACGCCAUCGCCGCAGCACGCAUCGGCAGCGAUCGUGCUCGCAAGUCCAUCCUGCAGGCACUUCGUAAGGAGUGGGAGAACCUGGGCUUCAAGCCAGGUGAGGACGUUGAUGACUUUGUUCUCCAUCUCAACACUCUGCUGCAGAAGAUGGUGAAGUUUGGCGAUGCCACCUACACCGAGGAGAGAGCUGUCGAGAAGCUUUUUCGGUGCAUUCCCGAGAAGUACAAGCAGAUGGCUCGCUCGAUCGAGUCGUUGCUGGACCUCUCCACGAUGACGAUCGAGAAGGCGAUAGGCCGUCUCAAGGUCGUCGACACCGACGAGCCACAGCCCCCCUCGGGGCCCGUCACCACCGGCGGGAAGCUGCUCCUAACUCGGGAGCAGUGGGAUCCCAGCCUUGGUGAUAGGAAGAAGGGGGAGCCUUCCUCCUCGACGGGCGGCCGCAAGCGUGGCAAGCAGCGUAAGGCGCGAAGAGGCCCCCGGGCAGGGCACAAGGACGUGCCGAAGGUGACGCCCGCGGAGGCACCAAGGACGGCGCCGCUGGCAAGCCCAAGCCGGCACAAGACAACAGUUGCCACAACUGUGGCCGGUUUGGCCAUUGGGCCAAUGAGUGUCGGCAACCACGACAAGGCCAGGCUCACGUCGCACAGGCGAAGGAGGAGAUGGCUCUGUUCAUGGCACAUGCAAGCAUUGAGCUACCCUUGGCGACUCCAGUCACAAAGGCUUUCAUCCACCUCGAUGAGCCAAAAGCACACGCUCUUCUCGGCGAUGGCUCCGGGAAGGACAAGGCUACGGGGUGGUGCCUCGACACCGGUGCCACCCACCACAUGACCGGUCGAAGGGAAUUCUUCGCCGAGCUCGACUCCGAUGCGCGAGGCUCCGUCAAGUUCGGGGAUGCCUCCGCUGUGGAGAUAAAGGGCGUCGGCUCCGUCAUCUUCACCACCAAGAUGGGAGAGCACCGGCUGCUCACCGGUGUCUACUACAUCCCCGCGCUAAGGAAUUCCAUCAUCAGCUUGGGACAGCUGGAUGAGAACGGCUCACGCGUGCUGAUUGAGCAUGGGGUCCUACGCAUCUGGG